Molecule: messenger RNA, 398 nt
Organism: Linum tenue
Lineage: Eukaryota; Viridiplantae; Streptophyta; Magnoliopsida; Malpighiales; Linaceae
Source: the annotation of a GenBank genome assembly
UUCGUCCCUUGGGUGUUUGGGAUCCAAAACCCAGCUCUCCCCUUUCCUUUGGCUGAAAAUCGGGUUUUAAACAGCAAUUCCCGACUCACACGGGCAGGCCGCACGGCCGUGCAGCUCACCCAGUUGCCCGUGCGAAGGCUCGGUGAUUUCCGCACGGCCAGGGGUCGCACGGCCGUGCAUCUCACCUUGCACGGCCGUGCAGCUCACCUUGCACGGCCAUGUGGAUUUUCUGCUCUGCCCGUGUGGCUUGCUCAGCCUCUGUUUAAUGCUUCGUUUCUCCCUCGUCCGGACUCCGAAUCAGUCGCCGUUUGAUCCCAGACGCUCGUAGUCUCGUCCUCUUUCGUUUCAUAACAAGCUUGCAUGAUUCUUUGUCCAUAAAGUGAGGUAUAAAUCCAUUC